Molecule: messenger RNA, 1554 nt
Organism: Miscanthus lutarioriparius
Lineage: Eukaryota; Viridiplantae; Streptophyta; Magnoliopsida; Poales; Poaceae
Source: the annotation of a GenBank genome assembly
AUGGCUCCCCACCUCCUGGCCGUGGCCGUGGCCGCCAUCAUCGCCGCCGUCUCGCUGCUCGCGCCCGGCGCCGCUGGCUACCCGUGGCCAAUUUGUGGAACAAGCAACGACUUCAUGCCCAACAGCACAUACCAGGCCAAUCUCAACCUCCUGGCCGCCACGCUGCCCAAGAACGUCUCCGCGUCCCCGACCCUCUACGCCACCUCCGUCGCCGGCGCUGUCCCGGAGCAGGUCUGGGCCAUGGGGCUCUGCCGCGGCGACACCAACGCCAGCAGCUGCCUCGCCUGCCUCACCCAGGCGUUCCAGGACCUGCCCAACGACUGCUCCUACAACAAGGACGCCACCAUCUACUACGACCCCUGCAUCCUCCACUACUCCGACGUCCACACCCUCCCCGGCGACGACACCGGCCCGACGACACUGUCGUACACCAUCAACAACAACGCCAACGUCACCUCCGACCCGGCCCGGUUCGAGCGACUCCUCGCCGCGCUCGUCAACGCCACCGCCGAGCACGCCGCGUACAACUCCACGCGGCGGUUCGCCACGGGGGAGGCCGACUUCGACCAGGAGUUCCCCAAGGUGUACACCCUGGCGCAGUGCACGCCGGACCAGACGCCGGCGCAGUGCCGCAGGUGCCUCUCCGGACUUAUAUCGCAAUCGCUAGACGGGUUCCAGAACAACAUCGGAGGCAGGGUGCUCUGGGUCAACUGCACCUGGCGGUACGAGACCGCGCCUUUCUUCAAUGGACCGGCCAUGGUGCGGCUGGCAUCGUCGAGCCCUCCAGCACCGGCACCGGCACCGGCGACGGCCGCGACAGGAAGAGGGGAGAGGAAGUACAGUGUCUUCAUUGUGGUUCUUGCAGUUGUGCUGCCUACUCUAGCUGCACUGAACCUUGUGUUUUGCUUCUGUUUCUGGAGGCGGCGGCGACCAGUAGCACAGGCAAAGCAGUCACAGCCCAUGUAUUCCACUGAAGCAGAGGACAUGGAGACGGUGGACUCCAUGAUGAUCGACGUCUCCACCCUGCGAGCCGCAACAGGGAAUUUCGACGAAAGCAACAAGCUCGGCGAAGGCGGGUUCGGCGCGGUGUACAAGGGUACUCUCCCGGACGGUAAUGAAAUAGCAGUGAAGAGGCUAUCAAGGCGAUCAGCACAAGGGAUCGGAGAGCUGAAGAAUGAGCUCGCCCUGGUUGCCAAGCUUCAGCACAAGAAUCUCGUCAGUCUAGUCGGCGUCUGCCUGGAACAGCAGGAGAGGUUGCUCGUCUACGAGUUUGUUCCCAACCGCAGCCUUGAUCAGAUACUCUUCGGUAUGGGACCACUGGACGGCCGGGGUGGUGUCGGAGGCCAUCGUAGACCCGUGCCUGGGAAGCUGCUUCUCCCGGAGCGACGUGCUAAGGUGCAUCCACAUUGGUCUGCUAUGCGUCCAGGAAGACCCGGCAGACCGGCCGGUGAUGUCGUCCGUCGUCAUGAGCUCGGUAGCGACACGGUCUCCCUUUGGAACCCGUCCAACCCGGCGUUCUACGCCAGGAACAGGGCGCCGGCCACCUCCAGCUAG